AUGGGCGCAGCCGGGGGCCACUCCCGGCAGGCGCUGGGCAUCCUCUUCCAGCUGGUGUGCUCUUGCUUGGGCAUCAGCUCCAUUGACAUCGACCGGCCAGGGGAUGGCAGGUGCCAGCCCAUCGAGAUCCCCAUGUGCAAGGACAUCGGGUACAACAUGACCCGGAUGCCCAACCUGAUGGGGCACGAGGACCAGCGGGAGGCAGCCAUCCAGCUGCACGAGUUCGCCCCCUUGGUGGAGUACGGCUGCCACAGCCACUUGAAGUUCUUCCUCUGCUCCCUCUACGCCCCCAUGUGCACGGAACAGGUCUCCACCCCCAUCCCGGCCUGCCGGGUGAUGUGCGAGCAAGCCAGGCUGAAGUGCUCGCCCAUCAUGGAGCAGUUCACCUUCAAGUGGCCCGACUCCUUGGACUGCAGCAAGCUGCCCAACAAGAACGACCCCAACUACUUGUGCAUGGAAGCCCCCAACAACGGGUCCGAAGAACCGCCGCGAGGGUCCAGCAUGCUGCCCCCCAUGUUUCGGCCGCAGAGGCCGCAGAGCACCAGCCACGACCUGCAGCAGCACAAGGACGGGCUGGGCCGGGCCACUUGCGAAAACCCUGGUAAGUUCCACCACGUGGAAAAAAGUGCAUCUUGCGCCCCGCUUUGUGCUCCUGGGGUUGACGUCUACUGGAGCCAAGAGGACAAGCAGUUUGCUGUAAUCUGGAUCGCCAUCUGGUCCAUCCUCUGCUUCUUCUCCAGCGCCUUCACUGUCCUCACGUUCCUGAUUGACCCCCAGCGCUUCAAGUAUCCCGAGAGGCCCAUCAUCUUCCUCUCCAUGUGCUACUGCGUCUACUCAGUGGGGUACAUCAUCCGCCUCUUCUCGGGGGCCGAGAGCAUCGCCUGCGAUCGAGACAGCGGCCAACUCUACGUCAUCCAAGAAGGCCUGGAGAGCACGGGCUGUACUCUGGUCUUCCUCGUCCUGUAUUACUUUGGCAUGUCCAGCUCCUUGUGGUGGGUGAUCUUGACUUUAACUUGGUUUCUAGCCGCUGGGAAAAAAUGGGGCCACGAAGCCAUCGAAGCCAACAGUAGCUACUUCCAUUUGGCUGCCUGGGCCAUCCCGGCGGUGAAGACCAUUCUGAUCUUGGUCAUGCGGAGGGUGGCUGGGGACGAGUUGACCGGCUUAUGCUAUGUGGGCAGCAUGGAUGUGAAUGCUUUGACUGGGUUUGUCCUGGUCCCCUUGGCUUGCUAUCUCAUCAUAGGGACCUCUUUCAUCCUCUCUGGCUUUGUGGCCCUUUUCCAUAUCAGGAGGGUGAUGAAAACUGGUGGGGAAAACACUGACAAACUGGAAAAACUUAUGGUCAGGAUUGGGGUCUUCUCCGUCUUGUACACCGUGCCUGCAACCUGUGUCAUCGCUUGCUAUUUCUACGAGAGAUUGAACAUGGAUUACUGGAAGGUCUUGGCCGUUCAGCAGAAGUGCAAGAUGAACAACCAGACCAAACACUUGGACUGCGCAAUGAGCGACUCUAUUCCGGCCGUGGAGAUUUUUAUGGUCAAAGUGUUCAUGCUGCUGGUGGUGGGGAUAACUAGCGGCAUGUGGAUUUGGACCUCUAAAACUCUUCAGUCCUGGCAAAGCGUUUGCAGCCGGCGGUUGAAGAAGAGGACGCGGAGGAAACCCGCCAGCGUGAUCGCGAGUAGCGGACUUUACAAAAAGGCCCAGCAUCUGCCGAAAGUCCACCAUGCAAAAUACGAGGCUGCUUCGCAACCAUGUGAGCAGAAUGUAUAAUUUAUAAGAAGCGCUCCAACGUAACUCUCGUAGAGAAACUCACACAUGCUUGCCAUAGCGGUCAGAACUAAAGAGAAUAAUAUGGAUUAAUUAACUGUGUGUAUCUUUAACACCUUUUUGGUCAGAAAAACAGAUGGCAGAUUCAGAGGAGAAAUUAAGACAGAACUUCAAGG
This is a messenger RNA of Eublepharis macularius, 1937 nucleotides long. RefSeq names its product frizzled class receptor 10 (gene FZD10). Gene Ontology annotation, molecular function: Wnt-protein binding; Wnt receptor activity. The transcript has a single exon. Bases 1 to 1764 code for a protein of 587 amino acids. Gene Ontology annotation, cellular component: plasma membrane. The record is from RefSeq and is a predicted model, not a curated record. Lineage: Eukaryota; Metazoa; Chordata; Lepidosauria; Squamata; Eublepharidae. Gene Ontology annotation, biological process: canonical Wnt signaling pathway; non-canonical Wnt signaling pathway.